AUGGAUAAUCCAGUCAAGUUUAAAAUAUCUUAUGAUGAUAGAGCGAUACAAUUCAUGGACCUUAAGAUAUUUAAGAAAGAGCAUAACCGAUUGGAUACAUCACUCUACUGUAAGCCUACGGAGAGAAACUCGCUCCUGCAUGCGACGAGCAAUCAUCCCACAACACUGCUGAAGGCCAUUCCCAAGGCCCAGAUGAUCCGUGUGGCAAGAAAUAAUAGUGAACCACAAAUGAGACGGACACAACUAUCCGAAAUGGCAAACAAAUUUGUACAGAGAGGAUAUAAUCUAAGGUUAAUUGACCUAAGCAAAAGAAUGGUUGAGGGUCCCACAACAACAGAUCCUGACACUGAAGAUAAUGCACAACGAUUGACCUUCACCACUGUAUGUAGUCCAGUCAUGAGCAAAUUGGACAAAAGUCUUGACCAACAUUGGCACAUUAUUAAAACUGCAGGAGAUUUUAUGUUGGCAAAAACCUCAGAUGAUGCUAGGGUGCGGUUUGCCAACCACAGAUCAUCAGAAAUGCCAUUAAAAACAAGAAGAGUGACCAGCCAGUGGCAAGGCACUUUCUGGAGGCUGGCCACACAGUCAAUGACCUUCGACCUGCGGCCGUUGGAUAUGUUAUCAGAGAUGCUCUCUCCCACUGGAUACCUGAGCAGGGUUCGGAUGGUCCAAUCUAAGGGAGCCCGUGGAUUUCGUUUCUCAGGCUCUCCCCAUGACCUCAGCUUCCCAUCAUCUCGUCUCUUCCAUAACUGUCAUCUCUUUCCUGAGGAGUUUUCAUUAGUUGUUACUGUAAAGAUCCCCAAUAUUCCAGCUAAGAAAAACGAGUACCUGUUUACUGUAAUCACAGAGAGGAGCCGACAUGUUCUCCUGGGUAUUCGAUUCUCAGAGAAAAAGCUCCACUUUCUGUUCUGGAGUCCUGAGUACACCAAUGGAUGGCAGAGUAAAGUCACUUUCCGAGGAGUUUCACUGGCCGACAACCAAUGGCACACGUUUAUCAUAGCUGUAUCUGGAACCUCUGUCUCUCUCACUGUAGACUGCAAUGUUCCCUUGGAAGUAGUCCUGGAGAAGCCAUUCCCUACCAGAUUAAACACCACCAACUCCUCAAUUUACAUUGGAAGCAGAAGACGUCAAAAAGGUUUUUUUUCUGGCUUAUUGAGGCAACUCGUUCUCCUACCUGGAUCUGAUGCUACUUCUCGGAUAUGUACAAAUACCAAACCAAGGCUUGCAGAGCUGUCCAUCCCCGAGGUGCUGAAGGAGCUUCCAGUCAAAUCUGAUGACCAUGGAGUUCAUUUAAUGUAUCCCUUUGAAGCUGAUAUGAAGGUUACGUUGGGUCCAAAGCCCCCUUGCACUGAUAACGAAAUGUCUCAGUUCUGGAUGGAUACAUCACUCAGAGGAAUCUUCUUGUGUGAUGGAGUCAAAUGGAUCCCAGUACUUGAAAGGAAAGAACAGCUGGACUACGUAGAGAUAUAUCAGAACUUGGCAACUGCAUCUGAGACCAUGGGGCUGGAGACUUUCUUUAUCCCUAAUGUAGGGAACUUCGCUGUAAUGGCCAAUAGGAACUCCCAGCCUGGCUCUGUCCUCUACAGAUGGACUGAUGGAAAGUUUGUGGUUCACCAGUACUUCAUCACGUACCAAGCACAGUCCUGGAAGCAUUUCACCAUUGGCAAAAGGAUCUUUUUGGCCUUGGCUAAUUUUGAAAAAGAUGUUGAAGGAGAUGAGUUUUCUAUAAUAUAUAAGUGGAAUCCAAAGAAGCAAAAAUUUUUCCUGUAUCAGAAGAUCAGAUCAUACAGUGCCCGGGAUUGGGAAGCCUUUCACAUAGAUGGAGAAACAUUCCUGGCAAUUGCCAACCACAGAGAAGGCAAUAACCACAAUAUCAAUAGUGUCAUUUACAAAUGGAACUCAAGCACAGAACUUUUUGAGGUCAACCAGACCAUUCCUACCUCAGGAGCAUACGACUGGGAGUUCUUCAGUAUUGGGCCAUACUACUUUCUUGUUGUUGCAAACACAUUUAAUGGGACAUCCACCAACAUACAAUCCCAUAUCUACAUCUGGUUGGGAAGCAUGUUCAGACUGUUCCAGUCCAUUACAACAUUUGGAGCUUCAGACUGGGAAUUCUUCAGAAUUCAAGAUCGUUUCUUUCUUGCAGUUGCCAACAGUCACAAUUAUAAUGUGGGGACACAGUUGCUUAAAGAGUCCUAUGUUAUCAAUUCAACCAUAUAUGAGCUGAAUAUUACUGGGCAACUCUUUGAGAAGUUCCAAGAUAUUGUCACCUACAGUGCUGUGGACUGGGAAUUCUUCACUGUGGCAGAAGACUAUUUCCUGGUUGUAGCAAAUUCUUUUGAUGGAAGCUCCUUCUCCGUUAACAGUGUCAUAUAUAGGUGGCAAGGUUAUGAGGGCUUUGUUGCUGCUCACUAUCUACCUACGUAUGGCUGCCGGGACUGGGAAGCAUUUAAAACCAGCACAGGGUCCUACAUUAUGUAUUCAAGUGCUAAAGAGCCUACCUCCAAGGUACUGAAGUUACGGACUCUCUAA
Molecule: messenger RNA, 2532 nt
Organism: Bombina bombina (fire-bellied toad)
Lineage: Eukaryota; Metazoa; Chordata; Amphibia; Anura; Bombinatoridae
Gene: TSPEAR
Product: thrombospondin type laminin G domain and EAR repeats
Exons: 13
Coding region: 1-2532 (843 amino acids)
Biological process (GO): signal transduction
Source: RefSeq, a predicted model, not a curated record